Chelonia mydas (Green sea turtle) is the source of this 4014-nucleotide messenger RNA. RefSeq names its product zinc finger and BTB domain containing 48 (gene ZBTB48). Bases 130 to 2097 code for a protein of 655 amino acids. The transcript is spliced from 11 exons. Lineage: Eukaryota; Metazoa; Chordata; Testudines; Cheloniidae. Gene Ontology annotation, biological process: regulation of transcription by RNA polymerase II. The record is from RefSeq and is a predicted model, not a curated record. Gene Ontology annotation, cellular component: nucleus. Gene Ontology annotation, molecular function: DNA-binding transcription factor activity, RNA polymerase II-specific; RNA polymerase II cis-regulatory region sequence-specific DNA binding; protein binding.
GUCACGUCCGGCGCUUCCCCAAGAUGGCGGCGGCCCGGCUCCCGCAGUAGCCGCGCUCGGUUCCGUGUCGGGGCCCUCGGGCGCCCCCUGUCCCUCGCCGGUGCCGGGGCCCGCCCGCCCGCGGAGACCAUGGAUGGCUCCUUUGUCCAGCACAGUGUCCGCGUCCUGCAGGAGCUGAACAAGCAGCGGGAGAAGGGCCAGUACUGUGAUGCUACCCUGGACGUGGGCGGGCUGGUCUUCAAAGCCCACUGGAGCGUCCUGGCUUGCUGCAGCUGCUUCUUCCAGAGUUUGUACGGAGAUGGAGCCUCCAGCAGCAUCAUUCUCCCUGAGAGCUUUGCGGAGAUCUUUGAGCUCCUGCUGGACUUCUUCUACACUGGACACCUCGCACUUACCUCAGAGAACCGGGAGAAGGUGCUUGUCGCUGCCAAGGAACUGUGUGUCCCUGAAGCUGUGGAGCUGUGUCAGAGCUUCAAGCCAAAAUGCUUUGACGGCAGUGAUCUAAACAACCGGUGCCUUCACGAGAAAGGUCCUAGGGAAGAUCUUAAUGGUCACUUAAAGCAGCCAACAGACUCAGACGGAGAAGAAGCUAUCAAAACCUUGUCUAAAGCUAAUGUUGCUAGUGAAGCCAGCCCCAGCUGCUGCACUAGGAGAGCCAAACUAACCCAGGGACCAAGUGGGAGCCCAUCUCUUCUUAGGGAAAGGCUUAAAAGGGCUGUUAAAACAAAUGCAUUGAGCAAUUCAGGUGAAGUAAAGAACACCCAGGAAUGUAAAGAAAUAAAAAGGCCACCUAAAAGAGGAGGCACUGAAGACAGAGGCAUCAGCAAUGAGGUGUGGGAAAUGCAGGUUGUUCAAGUCUCUGAUGACGUGGCAGCAGAAGAUGAUGGAGAAGUUCAUGAGGAAACAGGUGAAGAUUACAUUCCUGAGAAAAAGACCCUGAGGACCAGAAAGAAAUCAAAUUUGGCAAAAAAGCCUCUCAGUUCGGAGCCUGCAGGGAAUGCUGGGCUGGUAGAGGCUGGGACUCCUGGGAACAGAAAAGGUACAGCUGUGCCGGUUGAAUGCCCCACAUGUCAUAAAACCUUCCUCAGCAAAUAUUAUCUAAAAGUGCACAACAGGAAACACACUGGAGAAAAGCCAUUUGAAUGUUCCAAAUGUGGUAAAUGUUAUUUUAGGAAGGAGAAUCUGCUGGAGCAUGAAGCUAGGAACUGUAUGAACCGUUCGGAGCAGGUUUUCACCUGUUCAGUCUGCCAGGAGAUAUUUAAGAGGCGAAUGGAAUUACGGCUGCACAUGGUGUCACACACAGGGGAAAUGCCUUAUAAGUGUCCCUCCUGUGUACAACAAUUCAUGCAAAAGAAGGAUCUUCAAAGCCAUAUGAUAAAGUUACAUGGUGCUCCAAAACCACAUGCGUGCUCUGCCUGCUCCAAAUGCUUCCUGUCUCGAACGGAGUUGCGCCUUCAUGAGGCAUUCAAGCACCGAGGAGAGAAACUUUUUGUCUGCGAGGAGUGUGGGCACAGGGCUUCGAGUCGCAAUGGCUUACAGAUGCACAUCAAGGCUAAACACAGAAACGAGCGCCCCUAUGUGUGUGAGUUCUGCCAUCACGCCUUCACCCAGAAAGCCAACCUCAACAUGCACCUCCGCACGCACACGGGCGAGAAACCUUUCCAGUGCCAUCUCUGUGGGAAGACUUUCAGGACACAAGCGAGUCUGGAUAAGCACAACCGCACACACACGGGUGAACGCCCCUUCAGCUGUGAGUUUUGUGAUCAGAGGUUCACGGAGAAAGGGCCCCUUCUGAGGCACAUUGCUAGCAGGCAUCAGGAAGGAAGACCACACUUCUGCCAGAUCUGUGGGAAAACAUUCAAAGCUGUUGAACAGUUGCGUGUCCAUGUUCGCAGACACAAAGGAGUGAGGAAGUUUGAAUGCACUGAAUGUGGUUACAAGUUCACCCGACAGACAUUGUUACUGACUAUCCAAGAACUACCAUGUCCUUUGCAAUCUACGACAAGCACUCUAGUGAUGACAGAGAAAACAAAAUCAUCUGCUUAUUCCAAUCAAAGCGAUAGCAACAGAGUGUCUCGAAAUAAGAGGAAAGUGAAAUAAAUAAGAGUCUUUGCAGACAUCCCAGAGCACCACCUCUCCUGAUGGCUAUUCAUUUAGAAGCCAUCAGGCUUAUGAAAGGGUCUGCUUAGUAUACAGCAAAAUCCAGGUUUCUGAACUAUAGUUAUAAUUAGUUAAAAACAGGAUGGAUUUAUUUAAAUCAAUGUAAUUUAAAUACUUGAUUUUAAUCACCAAUCAGGAAACCUUGAUUUAAAUCAAGGAUUUUAAUCUUGUUUUGCAUUUGUACUUUAGUUAUUUUCUUAAAGAAAGUUGAUUCUCACUGGUUGGUAAUGAUUAAAACAUUGAUUUGCAACUGAAUAUAACCUUUACACUAAAUUUGGUGCUUCUUUUUGUUAACCAGGAGGAUACACUAUAUUGAUACACUUUAAGCAGAUAUAAAGCUUAACUUACAUUUAUUCAGACUCUUAAAUUUUACUUUUUUAUUAUAUCAUUUUUUUACUUGUGAUUUAGUGUCAAGCUCAAUUUGGAAAUUCUGAUUCAAUAAAGAAGUGCACAAAAAUCAGCACUUUAAUUUUUUUUAUUAGUUAAGUAAAAUUACCUUAAAUGUGCAGAUACAUAAGAAAAAAAAGUACAUCAAAACCUGUUCUGCAUUUACUGAUUUAUGAAAACAAAGUGUUAUCUGUAGUUAGUGAAUUGAACUGAUUAUUUCUGGUUCUCAUUGUCCUUCAAGAGUUUGGAACUAGUUUAUCUCAACCUCUCACAACCAGUUUUUAUGUAUAGAUUGGAAGAAGAAAGCAAGCUUUUCUCCUUUUUCCAGUGUACAUUUUUUUCUUUAACUUUGACUGAACUAGUUAUAGAACUGAUCUGAAUAUACUGAAACAAAAAAAUAUUCUUUGUAUAUCUGCAGAAGAUCCUACUACUGUCAAAAGCUGAUUAAGCAUGUCAACAAACUCUGGUUAUAGGUGCUUAGCCAGUGACUUUCACCAGUUCAGUGGUUUAAUUUUCUGUAAAACUUCAGCAGCAAACAUGUGCUGCUUAUUAUUUUAAUUUAAUACAGUUUUAAUAUAUUAUUGUAAGUUUAGACCUUAACAUAAGUUGUCAAUUUCAAAGUUUAUUUUUUAAAAAUAAGCCUGUAUUUAAUUUAAACAAAAAACCCCCUCAGAUUUAAAAUAAAAAAAAUCUGAUUUUUAAAUAUUUUCAAAUCAAUUUUUUAUCCACUGUGGUUUUAAAAAAAACAAUGAAUAAGUUUCCUUAUGGCUCCCAAGGUACAUGCUUCAUAACCAGUUUCCUUAAUUUGAACUACUUUGGGAAACAAUCUCGGAGCAGAGGUGUCUAUGCAGAGGAAAGAUGGUCCAUGGGAGUCAAGCAUUUAAAAAUCACACUGGUUUAAUUCAAUUCUAUGAACCUGAAGAUUCUAAACAUCUUAAAUACACAGAGAUCUCUUCUUCCACCUGUUGUCUACCUCAAACAGAGCAUUAAUAGGAGUUUCAGGAAUUCAAGUGAAGAGCGAAGACAACCCUUUUAGUGAUACUGCUUUAAAAAUCCUAAAGUUGCUGUUAAGCCACUUCUACAGAGAAGAGAGUUAUCAUAGUUUACAAUGUUUGUUGUCACUAACAGUGCUGCAUGAGCAAAUGCUUCCAAGAAUGAAAGUGAAAACAUACUGCUUGCAGGCUGGGAGGGAAAACAGGAGCAAGAAUAAUUCCACAUGCUCAUCCGAAUAAGAACAAGGCAUUCCCAUCUCAAGGUUGUUUCUAAUACAGAAGUAACCCAAGAGACUAGUUUUGCUGUGAUGCCAUAUUUAUUACUGUAACUAGGGUUGGUUGUAAAGAAGAGAGAGAUUUUAUUCUCACUUGAAGAAAAAACCCACAUAAACUGAAAGUUAGCAGCUUUGGUUAGUAAGUUACCCUUUGAUCCCAUGUAUAUGACCUAUUGCUUUGAGACUGUCCUUAUAAAUUAUCA